Aspergillus nidulans FGSC A4 is the source of this 3399-nucleotide messenger RNA. RefSeq lists its product as uncharacterized. The transcript is spliced from 3 exons. The coding region runs from base 1 to 3399 and encodes 1132 amino acids. The record is from RefSeq and is a predicted model, not a curated record. NCBI's taxonomy places the organism in Eukaryota, Fungi, Ascomycota, Eurotiomycetes, Eurotiales, Aspergillaceae.
AUGGACGAUGACAAUAUCCACGAGGGUCUCGGUAGCUUGAAUCGAUGGUCGCACUCAACGACCUCGAGCAGUCUCUCGCCUAAUUAUGUGAGCCACCGGCGUCAAGAGAGUGCCCCUAGAUUGUUUGCUACAGAUAACCAUUUAUCCUACAAGAAGAUGUUGAGCUUAGAAAACAGCCCCCAAGCUCACUUGCUCAAAAAGACCGAUGAUGCAACCGGCAAGGACGAGCCGUUCAUUAGACAUCAUAACUCUCAGUCAUCUACUGAAAAAAGCCAUAUGGAUAUUCCGUUGUCAGAUCGAACGGAGCUGACUACGGUGUCCAAAUCUACAGCACAUAACACAGGCGCAUUUUCAUUGCAGCCAGAGCCUCCAUAUCUUGAGUCCAUAUCCGCACAGCACGAACCACGAACACACAGCCGUUCACCGGAGAAGGGAGUGCUCGAACGGACGCACGGUGGUUUUGCCUCUCAAAUCACAACCCGACCCCAUAGCCAGAACGACAAGCGGAGACAGGGUCCUUCCCAAAAGGCAAUGCUCUCUAAAGCUCUACAGAAGGCAAACACUGCUGUCCUUCUUGAUAACGCGGCAAACUUUGAAGGCGCCAUGGAGGCUUAUAAUGAUGCUUGCCAGCUACUGCAAUUAGUUAUGCUCCGGAGCAAUGGGGGAGAGGAUGAAAAGCUCAAACUUCAAGAAAUUCGCGAUACAUAUAUGAUCCGGGUUACAGAGCUUCAGCGUAUGGAUUUUCCUUUUCGAGAUGUUGACAGCAAGGCGCUUCCUGAACGCCCACUUAGUCAAGAAUCGUAUGGAGAUUACAUUCAAAGUGUCCCAGAAGAUGCUUACAGCCUCUCCAACCAAGAUCCCAGGUUUAUGGAUAAGGAGCCGCUUGGCGAACGCGACACAGCAUCUGAAGGGUCAAGGACUUUUGUUCAGUCUCAUAUACCCCCGAGGCGUCAAUCACUGUUGCCAUCGGCUUUGGAUGAUGACAUCUACAACCGAGCUUUCUCGUCCACUGCCCAAAAUCAGACGGAUAUUUCACGACCUGUGAUUCAGGGGGCGCCUGUUGCACAUAGACGUGUUCAUUCUGGGACAAACCCCGCAAACUCGGAUGAUCCACUUCCGAGAGAAAACCAGCAUCCACUUCACUCCCGGCUAUCCGAGUUAUCAAUCCUCAGCGCCCAAGCCCGGGAUCCGAAUGAGUCCACCUCGUGGUUAGAUACUAUUGACGAAUCUGGUGCCUCUUCAUCUCCAUCAUUGCGUUCGAAUGCAUCAUCCGUGUAUCUGCGUCGCAGGAGAAGCACAAGCCUUAGUCAAGGUACAGAAGCUGAAUUUGAUGCCGCCCUUGAUGCAGCCGUGGAAGCUGCUUAUGACGAAGGGUUUGAGCCAGCAAGUGGGUCCGAAGCGCAAGAAGAAGAAAUACUUGAUGAUGAUGUAUUUGCCAAUGCGCGCCGAAAUGUUGAGAUCGCGAAACAAAAGGUGCGGGAGGCCGAGCGAGAAGCCGAGGUGGCGAUGACACGGGGAAGUGAGCUGCGCCGUGCGCAAGAACAGGACUCAUUGGAUAAUGUGAAUGAUACCGGACUAGACUAUUUUGAUGAGGAAGCAGAAGAAGAGGAACGUUUGCUAGAGGAAAUGACUAGGGGCUAUGUCAUGGAUGACUUCGAGUUUGAUCUACAAUCAAAAUCGGCACUUCCCCGCCAAUCUGCUUUAAGCGGCUUUUCCCAAAGAACCUGGGAGAAAUCAGUCAAAUACAACCCCACAACAGGAGGGACUUCCUUAUCGCCUCUUGUGGAGGACGACACACUUCCUAUCGAAACGAACUCGACUCAACAAGUAGAACUCGGCCUUGGCCCUGCUCUGGCACAACCGACUUCUAAGUCAACACCUUUGCAAGGUGUACGUGCCCGAAGAAUGUCGGGACAGAACACGGCUGAACUAAAGAUUGAGACAAGUGCUCGUUCAAGGUCUGGAUCUGGAUUGGUCAACGCGGAGCUUGCCCAAUCUAUGGAUAUACAAACAACCCAAGUACCAAUCCUUCCGGAGAAAGAUGCGAGUCUCCCUAACGGCAGAGCUGAAACUACCACAUCGGCCUCUACUGUGCAUCAAUCCGAGCGGAACGUGUCUAUUAGUUCCGUUAGUGAAGAUAUGUCGCCGAACCUGAAGCUUGCUAGGGAAACGACUGCAAUGGAGGAAGAUAAUACCACUGGAGCUCCCAAAAUGCUCUCACCGUCACGUCCACCGAUUGGCAAGGUGCCAUCAGCACCCGAUAACUUGGGCAGGCCGCAUCCGAGUGUAUUGCCAUUCCGGUCAAGAAACGUAUCAGUACCGAACCCAGAUAUCUUUACAGACUCACCGGCCACACCCUCAAUGAAUGCAUUUCCCACGUUGGAUCUUCAGAAGGGAAUUGCGGCGGCUUCGAUGAACGCUUUACCUACACCAAGCGCUGUCAACUUCGCGCCGAGCGGGCUUUCAAGUGAUGGCCUCUAUCUAUUCGACAACUAUAUUCAUUCGCCAGCCAGUCCUGGCUUUUCUACUGCGCUCGACCCAAACGCGCCUCUGCCGCUCGAGCCCUGUCCCGAAUCGUUUCUUUUGCGUCCCUUUUGGCUCAUGCGGUGCAUCUAUCAAACAAUUGCCCACCCUCGCGGCGGUUACUUGUCAACAAAGUUAUUCGUUCCUCGAGAGGUCUGGCGCGUGAAAAAUGUUAAAAUCAAAGCAGUCGAAGAAAAAAUCUCUAAUUGUGAUCUGCUAACUGCAGCGUUGCUCAAAUUAUCCAAGGUGGAUACUUAUGACGCUGAUGCUGUUUUGGAAGAGAUGCAAGCAUUUGAGAGUGUGCUUGAUCAGGUGCAAAUGUCACUAUCUAAGAAGGUCGGCAAUGAAGUAGGUGUCCAGGGGGCUAUGCCUCUUUUCAAAGCUGCGCCAAUGCUUGACGAUCCCGCCACUGCGGAUGCAAUGCCUUCAAAAAUGUCAAAUGGCCCAAGCAAAUCAUACUUGAGUUCCUGGAGAAAGCUACGGUCCAAGAAUUCCGGGUUCGGUGCAACCGCACUGUCCAGCUCAAAGGAAGCAAGUAAAGACCAUCUGACAAUAAGCUCACUUCCAAUGACCCCAAUACCAAAUGCUCAGCAUUCCAAUCGGAAUAUAGCGCAGGUGCAGUUUGAUGGGCCUCACGCAAACUAUAUGAGCGCACUAGCUCGGCUUUGCGAUGCUGCUCAGGUACUGGACCAAAUUGCUCAACAAGUCGAAGAUCCAGGCUUGAAACAUUCCUCUCAAACACUUGUCGGGCUAGAGCUUAGCACUCGCCAUGCCGCCGAAUUCUUCGGUUUUUACAUAUGCCGAUUCGCUCUUAAUGACAUUGGGAUAAUGCUUGACAAGUUCAUUAAGAGGGGAAGUGAGUGGGUCCUCCUCUAA